Esox lucius (northern pike) is the source of this 1629-nucleotide messenger RNA. RefSeq names its product integral membrane protein 2B. The transcript has 6 exons. Gene Ontology annotation, biological process: negative regulation of amyloid precursor protein biosynthetic process. Gene Ontology annotation, molecular function: amyloid-beta binding. Gene Ontology annotation, cellular component: extracellular exosome; plasma membrane; Golgi apparatus. Lineage: Eukaryota; Metazoa; Chordata; Actinopteri; Esociformes; Esocidae. The record is from RefSeq and is a predicted model, not a curated record. Bases 44 to 793 code for a protein of 249 amino acids.
UCGCUAAUGAUUUGGUCGCUUAUUCCGACUUUUAGCUUUAGCAAUGGUAAAUGUAACAUUUAAAUCGUCCUUUGGACAAAAGGAUUUAAAGAAAACAUUCACUGAUGAAGCACUUAUUCCAGAGAGGGACCCGGAGGAUGGCGUGCGCGUGCCACAGCAGUCUAAGGUGCGGUGCUGGUGCAUGCGCCUCGGUCUGGCUCUCAUGCUGUUUGGAGUUGUGGUGGGCUGGACUUACCUCUACUUACUGGAGCGCCCGGAAUAUUUCUGCGGGGUGGACUACAUGGUUCGGGAGGACGAUGACAUGGUGGACCGGCCCUCUGCACUGAGACACAUCGAGGAGACCGUGCGCGUGCUGGAGGAAGAGGAGGUGGAGCUCAUCAACGUUCCCAUUCCCGAGUUCUCCGACAGCGAUCCGGCCGACAUCGUCCACGAUUUCAACCGGAGGCUGACCGCCUACCUGGACCUGAGCCUGAACAAGUGUUAUGUCAUCCCUCUUAACACAUCCAUCGUCAUGCCACCCAAGGACUUCCUGGAGCUGCUCGUCAACAUCAAGGCUGGAACCUAUCUCCCCCAGUCCUACCUGGUCCAUGAGCAGUUGAUUGUGACCAAGCGACUGGAGAGAGUCGACCAGCUGGGAUACUUUGUCAACAGCCUUUGCAAGGGCCGAGACACAUUCAAACUGGAACGCAGGGAUACUAUACUGGGGCGGGAAAAGCGUGAAGCACUGAGCUGCAGGAAGAUUCGUCACUUUGAAAAUAAGUUUGUGGUGGAGACACUGAUCUGUGAGCCUUAGAGGACAGUAGGUACUUCAGACAACCCAUGUAUAGUUUAACCCACUGUCUACAGCAUGACCUUUAACCCUUCACUCUUCUAUACCACCUUCAUAGAUCCUUUACUUUUCUGUACUGCUGGUAAUUUUGAGGGAGAGUUGUCUAAUUAAGAGGAUUCCAUGGUAAAUACUGUUGUGUAAGGUGUAAAAUGAGGUAGUUUUCCACUUUGCAUAAAAUUACUGGUAAGUAGUGAUGGGCAAACAAGGCUUCAUUAGCGUUAUUUAAGCAGCACUCAGAUACUGGCAGCACUCAGACUCUGUUUCACAAUAAAAGCCAUAAUUGAAAUAUGUAAGGCAAUAUAGCUAACAAUCUCGUCUGUAAAAAAGAACAUAGUUGGAACGGAUAUUAAACGACAGACUAGAUUGACAGACAAGAUUAACUGUAUUGCCUCAUAGUUCAAUAAUGGCUUUUAUUUUGAAAAUCUGAGUUAGCAGCUUGCAUUAUAUCCUGCUGCUAGAAGAACUGUAAUGAAGCCUUGAAUGGCCAUCACUACUGGUAAGUCGCUUUUUCAUUUGAGGCAGCUCUCUUGAAAGAAUCAAGAUGUUUAGCGUUUCUACAUUUUGUGCACAUUUUCUUUGUUCUGGGGUUUAUUCAUAGCAAGGAAAUACUAAAAGGGUUUAAACAGACCCUGUUGCGUCACAGCUAACUACACUGUUAUAAGGUACAUGACUAAAGAUUAAUGACCUCAUAAUGAGAAUAUACAUACUCUAGCAUAGAACAUUAAUUAUUCUGUAUCAGUUACAACUACACUGUUAUAAGGUACAUGACUAAAGAUGAAUAAACUCAUAAGGAGAAUAUA